UGUCCAUAGUCAUUACGUAGACGCCUUUCUUAUAUACAGUCUAUGGUAGACGCCUUAUUAUGUGCCGGAACGUAAAUCGUCGCCUCUGUAUUGGAUGGGUCCCCGUUUAUUUGUCUUUUGCAAUGACAACCAGGUAUCAGUAGAAUAGUUUUGUAACAUUACAGGAUCUUAUAAUACAUCCACGGUUGGAACUGUCGGGCAUCCAUUCGCAAGUUUCCGGCCACACAUAAAGGCCUCGUUUACCAGACGCACCCUAUCAUAGCACGCCAGCUACAUUGAAGACACAAUUCCUACUUAAUGUUCAACCUGCACUGCUGUGAUCUUUAAAGAGCCAAUGAGAACAGUUGCGGUCCUUGGAGGGGGGAUUGGGGGUUUGGCAGCAUCUUACUACCUCUGCAAGAGCCCCCACGUUAGCAAGGUUGUUAUAUUGGAGUCCAGCAGUCGUUUUGGGGGAUGGCUGUGGUCUACCAGGAGGUCAGAUGGUGCAGUGUUUGAACAUGGACCUAGAGGGAUUCGACCUGCUGGGGCAGUGGGGCGCAACACGCUCAAUAUGGUGGAUGAGCUGGGUCUUGCAGGAGAGAUUCUGCCAGUCACCUACAGUCAUGUCGCCUCCAAGAACAGAUUUUUAUAUGUUAACAAACAGCUCCACAGGAUGCCUUCAGGAAUAAGUGGACUUGUGCAGACAGUCCCACCCUUCUCUCGCCCCCUCCUGUUGAGUGUUGCCCCGGAGAUGCUGGUAAAGAAAGGCAAGAAGGAAGAUGAGUCUAUCCAUUCAUUUGUUUCUCGGAGGUUUGGAAAGGAACUGGCAGAUAUAGCUAUAGACAGUUUGUGUCGUGGUGUGUUUGCAGGGGACUGCAGGAAGUUGAGUGUGCGCUCCUGUUUUCCUGUCCUCUACAAUGCAGAACAGCACAGAGGUUCUGUGACACUGGGUAUGCUGUUGGGCACAGGUCCCAAUCCUGUGAUCCCUCCUGGGCCUCUGAGUCAGAGAUCUAUUAAAGAGUCGUGGGCUCAGUGGUCUCUGAGCAGAGGAAUGGAGUCUCUCCCAGAAUCUAUCACAGAGUUCCUAGAACAGAGUGGGAGAGUACAGCUUCACAGAGAGGCAGCUGUUCAACACAUCAGUCCUUCAGCCUCUGGUUGGACGAUCCAUUUGGAGGAUGGAGUCAUGUUAGCUGACCACAUCAUCUCUGCACUGCCUGCUAAAGCUCUCUCCUCAGUCCUGCCCCUCUCCUGUCAGCCUCUCAUCCAGCAGCUGCAGGACAUCUCCACGGUAACAGUUGCUGUGGUAAAUCUGGAAUAUGAAGGUUCCAUCCUGCCUGUAACGGGUUUUGGUCAUCUGGUUCCAUCAUCUGAGGAUCAGGGUUUACUUGGGGUGGUCUAUGAUUCUGUUCCCUUUCCUGAGCAUAACAGACCUAAUGGACAGACUACCAGAGUGACGGUGAUGAUGGGUGGAGCCUGGUUCCAGGAAGUGUUUGGGGUCCCAGAAGCAGUCACAGAUGAAUGUCUUUUAGCCAGAGCCACUGACGCAGUGCAGUGCCACCUGGGAGUCACCACAGAACCCAGCUGGGCUCGGGUUUGUCUACACAGGGAUUGCAUCCCUCAGUAUUAUCAAGGACACUUUCGGAGAGUAGAGUCCAUGCGUAGCUUCAUAAAGGAGAAGAAUCUUCCACUAUCUCUGAUUGGGUCCUCGUAUGAUGGCGUGUCAGUGAAUGAUGUCAUCUUUAGUGGACGGACAGCUGUGAAAGAGUUGUUGGGAACUGGAGUCAACACACAUUUGAUGGCCUAAUGAGCAUCCAGUCAUGUGAUCUUGGGACUCAAUGUACAUUAAUUUAUUUCCAUAAUUUAGCAUUUGAAUUUUGUUUUAGUUUAUUUCCAGAAAUAAGUUAUUGACACUCAUGGAACAGUUUAUGGAUGUGUACAUGAAUGAUGAGAAUAAGCACUUUGUAAAGCCAGUUGCCAUCUAAGAAGUG
Messenger RNA from Scomber japonicus (chub mackerel), 1967 nucleotides. RefSeq names its product protoporphyrinogen oxidase (gene ppox). Gene Ontology annotation, molecular function: protoporphyrinogen oxidase activity, oxygen as acceptor. The record is from RefSeq and is a predicted model, not a curated record. Lineage: Eukaryota; Metazoa; Chordata; Actinopteri; Scombriformes; Scombridae. The transcript has 14 exons. Gene Ontology annotation, cellular component: mitochondrial inner membrane. Gene Ontology annotation, biological process: heme biosynthetic process. The coding region runs from base 335 to 1783 and encodes 482 amino acids.